CUGGACAAAGCAGCGAGGAGUGGUUCCUGGGAGGAGAACAGUCCUAAAAUCAAUGGAAUAACCCGACACCAAAGCAAAAAGCCCCUGCACUUUCCAUCCAACAUUUAAAAACAAAACGUCCAGAGCGGGUCGUCGGUGUUUCGUGGAGAGAAUACUGAACUGCCACGGGGAAUAAAAAGAGUCCCCACCUCUGGACGGCCGGUGGGUUUUAAGUUUCUUCCCCCUAAUAUGAGCUGUGUCUGAAGGAAAUAACCUGCUGUUUGAGAGACCAUGCUGUCCUUCCUGCUCCUUGCAAUGCUGGCUGUCGAAGCAAUGGCUUUGAUGGAGCUGCAGGUCCCAGAGCAACCAGUGGUGGCGCUUCACGGCACGGAUAUAGUACUCAACUGCUCCUUCAGCGCUGCCAAUCCUUUCAGCUUGUCUGAUCUGACCGUCUUCUGGCAGCUGACAGACACCAAGCGCAAUGUGCAUGGGUACUGGAACGAACAAGACCAGCUGGUGGACCAGGCAGAGGGCUUCGCCAACCGCACCAGCCUGUUCCCGGCCCAGCUGGGCCUCGGCAACGCUUCCCUCCUGCUGAGGAGUGUGGUGGUGGCUGACGAAGGCAGCUAUACCUGCUUCGUCAGGGUGCAGGACUUCGGCAGUGCUGCUCUGUUGCUGCAGGUGGCUGCUCCAUACACCAAGCCGGUGCUGACAUUACACCCUGAAACCAACCUGCGGCCCGGAGAUGAGGUGGCCCUGACGUGUUUGGCGUACGGAGGUUUCCCCGUGGGCAGCGUGCUGUGGCAGGACGGCAGCAGCCGGAACCUGACAGACAACAUCACUACGUCAGUGGUGGCCAAUGAAGAGGGCUUGUUCACCGUGACCAGCGUGUUGACGGUCGUGCUAGAACCCAACAGCACCUACAGUUGUCAACUGAUCAACCCACUCCUAGGAGAAGAGGGAUACGCCUUCGUCACAAUCACAGGUCAGAACAUCGCAUUCCCCCCGGUGGCUCUCUGGGUAACUGUCAGCUUGGCCGUGUGUCUGCUGGUGCUGCUCAUUGCUCUGGCUGCUGUUUGCCGCAGGAAGAUCAAGGAGAGCUGCGAGGAGGCCAGGAGAGAAGCUGAAGAGGGCAAGAAACUGGAAGAAAACGAGUCAGAGACAGCCAUGACAUCAAUCAAGAGCUAAAGCCAAGAGAAAAAGGAGCCGAGGCCGGAGAGUCGGGGGAGGGAGGAGAUGAGUUUGCCACGUAAUCCCCAUGCCACCUAUCCAUCAACCUGGAGACUAUUUCCAGCAUCCCCUGCAGAAUGCCAAAGCCUUGCUGAGCAGAAGAUGAGUCCAUCUUCUUUCAAAGACGUUUUUCCCUUAAAAACACACAAACACAUCACGUGCCGUUAUUUUUCUAAUGAUCUUUCCCCCAGCCCUGUCAGCGGACGGUCGUGAGUCGUGACAGUGAGCACACGCAGCUGAGUGAGUUGUGUCCCGUGCUGUAUGCAGAGCAGAAUCCCCCGUUUGAAAACCACAGGAUGUGACAGGAUCCUUUCUCUGUCACUGACAUCCCUCUGUAUGGGUUGUGAUGGGAGAUGUGCCAGAGAUCUGCUGUCUGAAAGGAAGUGAGACACUUAAAGAGAUGACCCUGACUCAGUUGCCAGAGAGAGAAGGGGGGGUUGGGGCGAGCUUGGCUCUCCUAUUACUCCAGGUCUCGCUAAUUAGCGUCUGUCACUGGAGUAACUUGUACCUGUCAGUGUGUGCUGCUUUCCUAUAUUCAACAAGUUGAGGAAAUUGAAAUUGAAUGCCAGCUAAGCUCCAACACACUGCAAAUGGUGCAUGGGAUACACCCUAAUUUUCUCACUGACCUGACAGCCUUACAUGUAAGAGAUGGUUUUUAACGAACACAGACUAUGUCAGCAUUUUUUAAAUUUUCCUUUUUUUUUUUCUACUUUUUUUUUUUUUUUCUACAACUGCUUCGGAAAGUAUUAUCUACUCAUGCCUGGUUUUACGUGUUAUUUUACUGCAUUUUUUAAAAAGUGCUUAAGCAAGUCCUAGAUCUUUAUGUCCAUGUAUGAAUACCAAAGCCAUUUGUGUGAAAUAACCCACUGCCUAUUUAGAUUAAAGAGACAUGGUGAAACUGCCUGGCCAUUGGUAAUUAU
Cololabis saira (Pacific saury) is the source of this 2129-nucleotide messenger RNA. It is a transcript of the gene cd276, whose product is annotated as CD276 molecule. The transcript has 8 exons. The record is from RefSeq and is a predicted model, not a curated record. NCBI's taxonomy places the organism in Eukaryota, Metazoa, Chordata, Actinopteri, Beloniformes, Belonidae. Bases 271 to 1167 code for a protein of 298 amino acids.